Lathyrus sativus (Indian pea) is the source of this 2160-nucleotide messenger RNA. The record is from the annotation of a GenBank genome assembly. NCBI's taxonomy places the organism in Eukaryota, Viridiplantae, Streptophyta, Magnoliopsida, Fabales, Fabaceae.
AUGAUGCAUAUUUUAACCCAAAUUUGGAGAUUAGUGUUGCAGCCAAAGGUGUGGAGACUCGUUGGCUUUGCUUCAGCCGUUGUUGGACUGCUAUGUUAUGCUCUAAGCUCUUCCUUCAACCAUCUUUUUGGAAAUUGGAAUUUGUGGAAGAUUAUUCUGUAUACUGUUUUCAGCUUCAUCAUCAGCCUCAUGAUUUUGUAUGCAAAUAUAUGGAAGUCAUCUACAAGUCUCCGAUUCAAAGCUCAUGCAGCUUUCCUCGUAUUGACAAUCACUUCUGUCUAUUCCUUUUUCUUUGAUAAAGUAGUGAAUGGGAAACCAGAUGCAUACAGUCUCAUUUCAUGUGCUUCCUUUGCGAUCAUGUCACUCAGUUUGUCACGGCAAACUCAUUGCGGAGUUGAAAUUGAUCUUCUCUACUUCUUCCUUGGAUGUCUAAUUGUGCAGCUCAUGAAGAUUAGCUUGCAGUUACUCAUUCUUGGAGCAGGUUUCAGCUACUCCCUUAUUAUUCUUCAUUCUUCCUUCUCUUCAAUAGAUGAUGCAAUAGAAAAUGAGUAUUUUUACCUGCAAGAUGAAAAUUCAGUUGUCCUUAAAUUGGAUUCAUUGCUACUGCAACAACUUAAAACUUGUAUGACGGAAAUUGAAGAGGAGAAUUUGAAUCUUAUAGACAGGCUUAUGGAGCUAGUCAAGGAAUACAAUCAAGAUAAGAGUGAAUUACAUUUACUUGAUAAGUGUGAUUUUGUAAUGGAUACUUUGUCAUCAAGAAAGAUCCAUAAUCUUAAUGAAAUUGUGAAGUUGAUGAUAGCAGCUGGUUAUAAGAAAGAGUGCUAUGAUGUGUAUAGUAGUUGGCGCAGGGUAUUCUUGCAGGAGUGUCUCAUAAACAAAAUAUUUGGUUUGCGAACUACAAACAUCAAUAUUACCAUGGAUGAGUAUGAUACAGAGCAAUAUUUAGAUACCAUGUUUGAAAGAUGGAUGACUGCUUUAGAUGUAGCUGUUACAAUCUUGUUUCCCAUUGAACAGAAACUCUGCAAUCUUGUCUUCUCGGGGUUUUCCACUGCGGCUUUUAGUUGUUUCUUUGAGGUUUGCCACGGAGCAACGUCUCAGCUGCUGGGUUUUGCAGAUGUGAUUGCUUCUGGGAACCCUACGGUAUGGCGUUUGUUCAAAAUGCUUCGAAUAUUCGGGCAUUUGGAUAAGCAUAUUCCGAAAUUUCAAUCUCUUUUCCCAGAUUCAACAUUACUGAACGAAGCAAUUGCAGUUAGGAAUAGACUAGGAGAAUCUAGCAAGGAUCUUUUCAUUGAAAUGCAUAAUGUUAUUAUCAGAAUCCCAACUGCACACGAAACUGUUCUGUCUCGUGGCCUUAUUCAUCCAAUUACUUUUCAGGUCAUGAGCUACGUAUCUCUUGCUUGCAAGUCACGACAAAAGUUGGAACAAAUUUUACAAGCCUACCUCAAGGUUGAUAAUGAAGUGGAAGCAUCAUCUUUUUUCUUGAAGCAGAUGGAGCAGAUAAUGGAGAUGUUACCUAGAAAAUUGAUAGCCAAGUUGAAAAAUUUCAAGGACCCUGCUUUGUGCCAUAUUUUCAUGGUAAAUAAUAGGAGCUACAUAGAAGCUAUGAAUCAAUCCUCAGAAUUAGAAACUAUUUUUGGCAAUGAUUGGUUCCAAAAAAACAAAGCAAAAAUUCGACAAAACAUUGAACUUUAUAAAAGAAUUUCAUGGAAUAGGGUGUUGGACUUUUUAAAGCUGGACAACAAUGACAACAUUACAGAAGAAUUAUUGAAAGAGAAGAUCCAUUUGUUCAACACUCACUUUGAAGAGGUAUGCAAAGUUCAGUCUGAUUGGUUUGGUUUUGACAAUAAGCUAAGAGAAGAAAUUAUAUCAUCUGUGGAAAAUAUCUUGCUUCCGGCAUAUGGAAUCUUCAUUGGGAGGCUUCAGGAUAUGCUUGGUAACCAAGCUUAUAAUGACAUUAAAUAUGGAAUAUUUGAGAUUCAAGAUCGACUCAAUCAAUUGUUCCGAAAAAUGCAAAUGUAUGAAUAUAAAUCAGAAUACAUGUAUAAAACACUUGAGCGCUCUAGAAGCGAAAUGAUGACCCUCGCAGGGUUGAUGAGCAUGCCUUUUUGGUUGGAGCGGGGUGAAAGACCUUGCAGCGGAAAGGCCGCUAUUCCUGACUAG